GUGUAUAGCCUGUGGCCUGAUCUCAUUCUCAUGAUUGCAUUGCUCGUCUGUAAUAUUGAAUGGCAUCGACCCUUGUAAUGCCAAGCCUUGCUCUUCCCAUCGAGAUUCUUGAGCAGCUCCUCGACCAUUAUGGCGACAUGCUUGUGUAUAACCAUAAUCCGACGCUACCAGACAAUCGACUCCAAUACUAUGAAAUCCUGAAAAGCCGCGCCCUCACAUGUAAGGCGCUACUUCCUAGAAGUCGAUAUAACCUAUAUCGCUCGGUGAUCUUGGAGAAUAGACACAAACACUUCAUCGAAACUCUGAAGGGAAGUCCUCACCUUGCUCGUUAUAUUCGUGUACUGCACAUCGUUAGCUAUAAACUAUCCAAACCUCCUUCAAUAUUUUUUUGUCUCGCAGGCCGGUUACCCCAUAUCCAUGCCCUAGAGAUAGCGGUUGCUGAGGAUAUCUUCCUUCACAAACACCUCCACAUGGCGCUUUCUUCCUUCUCGACGAUCACGAUGUUGACACUUUGCAUACGCAUUGGUGUCCCGGAGAUUCAAAGGCUGCUGCAUACGUUGUACAACCUCCGAUAUCUCGAGCUCCUCGUUCCGCCCAUCGUACCAGCGGACAGCAGUGCAUACCAGAAAACAUGUCAUGCACCUCGCUGUCGUUUGACCUCAUUCGUCACUACUCUCAGGAUGGUCACACAACCCGCUAUACCAGACAUUGGGAUUCAUAGAAGGAUCAUGGAUCCGCAUCCUGGAUGGCUCCCGCUGUAUUAUUCCUUCUUGCAGACUCCAGAGCUGUUCUCGAGCCUGAAGAGAUUUUACAUAGAGAUCAUGAGUUGGGCAGGAGAAACCGAGAGAAACGCAGAGGUGUCUUCAUUGCUCUUCUCCGCCGCUCAUUCUUCUCUAGAGGAGGCGUUCAUAUAUUUUCACGAACCCGAGAAUACUGGGUUAACACGCCUUGUUAGCCUCCACGAUAACACCAAUCUUCGACGCCUUGGUCUGUUUCUAGAUAACGCAUUUGAUGAAGAGGUUGUCGGGCUCGUCCCUCUUCUGUUGACCAUCUCAUCAUCCAUCCUCCGGGAGAUUGUGCUUUUCGGGUGGGACGGAUUCAAACGAGUGCAGAGUUCCACCUGGGCAUUGCUAGACGAGGCACUUUGCGACAGUCGGUUUGAUGCUCUUACCUCUAUCCAGGUGAUAGAGGAUGUAGAAGAUCAAAACCCUCUCCCAGCCGUUGAAAGGUUGCCCCGUUGUGCUUCACGAGGCCUUAUUUCGAGCUCCUACAUAUCGAGCGCAGUUGGCUCCUUCAACCAUAAAUGGAUCACCUGGGCACCAGAGUACCAGCGGAUGUUGUUUGAAGACAGAUGAACUGCCGUGCAAGAGUCAAACUUAUCAUUUCUAUCGAACUAUGGGCCGGUCACUUCACCUUUCGAUCGGGAAAUCUGCGCGAAAGGAGGCGCUGCACCCACUUAUAUUAUAUGCGUGGAGGUGGAGGAGGGUAGCCUGAAUUUUGUCACCUGCAGGCAAUAUUUUCGUCAAAAGGACAGCAUGACUGUGGUGAAUAUGGCGCUUAGCCUCGUCCAGCGUGCACUACGAGAGGUAUCAAUACCUUGUGUAGCUAUUCCUAUUAUCUGACCAGUGUGUUCUACGGCCUUGUGAUCGGUAAUUUCGACGACCGGGUAACACUGAUGCAGAGACAACAUGCAUCCGCGAAACAUACAGAACAGGCCAACAAACGAGGCCCCAGUUUGGAGCAUCCAU
Somion occarium is the source of this 1748-nucleotide messenger RNA. NCBI's taxonomy places the organism in Eukaryota, Fungi, Basidiomycota, Agaricomycetes, Polyporales, Cerrenaceae. The record is from the annotation of a GenBank genome assembly.